Messenger RNA from Motacilla alba alba, 17430 nucleotides. RefSeq names its product teneurin transmembrane protein 1 (gene TENM1). The coding region runs from base 2117 to 10039 and encodes 2640 amino acids. The transcript is spliced from 31 exons. Gene Ontology annotation, cellular component: membrane; neuron projection. The record is from RefSeq and is a predicted model, not a curated record. Gene Ontology annotation, biological process: neuron development; signal transduction; heterophilic cell-cell adhesion. Lineage: Eukaryota; Metazoa; Chordata; Aves; Passeriformes; Motacillidae. Gene Ontology annotation, molecular function: cell adhesion molecule binding; protein homodimerization activity; protein heterodimerization activity.
AUUACUCAUUAGAUAUUUUAUAUCUCUUUAUGCAUUACUUUUUGAAAAAACUAAUUAGUAUCAAUGUGAGAUAAAGUACUUGUUUUUUUAAUGGUUGUGUUACAGUAGGCUCCAUGAGGGUCCAUAGUUGAAAUUCCUUUCAUCAUCUUCAUAACUGCCACUUUUUUUCCUCUGUCCUCUGUUCAUGCAAAACCUUGAAUUUUGUAUUAAUGUUCUCUCAUUUCUCUUGUGACUAUGUCUUUGCGGUAAUACCGAAUCUAUCAUAAAUCUACUUGAACUUUAUCUCCUUGUGGAAAUAUGUAGUAUUUUAGGUAGAAAGGUUAGAUAUGCAGACUAAAAGCAGCCACUUGUGCCAUUGUAAAAGCUUUUCAGAAAAUUCAUCCCAUGGGAGUUAAAAUCCUGCAAAGGCUUGUAUACUUAAGAAAUAGACUAUUAAGGCAAUAGAUUGUGUUUAACUUGAGUUGAACAUGAGUUAGAGUAUAAAAAGUGUCUUUCACAAAAAAAAAAGGAAAAAAGGAAUUAACAUAUAGACUGAAGGGUAAAUUCUGUCCUUCUUAAAAAUGUAUAAUCUAAUUAGAAUUUUGUGGGAUUUACUGGGAUGAGUUUUCCCUGUGGCAUAUGCAAAUACAAACAGGGAGAAGAUGUGCUCCAGGCUGCUAAUGGCAGACAUCUGCCUGGAGGGACAGCCAUGUAAAAAAUGCCUGCAUCCUUGUUCCCUGAGGACCUGGCAUCAGCUGAGGAGAUUCUUGAAGUUAUAGGAAGAUUUUUAAUUAUGGGGAAGUUCCUCAGAUGGUGAAAAUAAGCAAAGAUCUCUUUUAAAGGGGAAGAAGGAUCCGAUGGUGUUUCCUUAAAUCACACCUGUUGUAAGGUAGACAGAGUUCAAAUGCCAAAUAUUCCCUGCUCAGCUGCUUCCGAGUAUUUUGGCUGUUUUCUCUUAGCCAUCUCCAUCAAACUUUGGAGUUGGUCUCAGUGCAUUUGAGGACAAAGCUCAUGAAGGCACAUCUCAGCUUCUUGAGGAUGGGACUGAGACCGCAUCCUUCUCCCAUGAACAAGAGGGAAAGGCCAGAGUGCUGAUGGAGCACUUGGGAUCAUCCCCACACCUGUCUUGCUGCUCCAAAGGGAGCAGGAGCAGUGGUGGCUGGUGCUGCAGGGAUGCAGCCACACCAGGCAAGAUGGGGUGACCUUACAUGACUCCUAUAGGAAAGUGAGCCUGUGGCCAUGCUUUUCUGUUUGCUGCCUGCCUUCUUCCCUUGCCCUCCACAAAUGAGGUUGCUAUUCCCUGAGUUCAAAGCUAAGACUACAGCCAAGACCUUCAGGAAUUUUUGGAUGGCAAAAGAAAGAUGUAUAGAGAUGGAUGAAUUACAGUUUCCUCAGGUGGUUCAAUUUAUAUCUCAGCAUUUGGUUUGUAGGUUUUGGUUGAUACCUUCAAGAAAAUACUAGGGCUUUUUGUUAUUUCAGAGAGAAUGAUUGAAAUCAGAAUCAUUCCUCUCAGUAGCUGGUAAGUGGAUUAGUUUGGCAAAUUAAAGCUUUGGUUAGGAUGACAGUAGAAAAGAGUACUUGUCCUUACUCUUAAACAAUGACUCUUGUCUCUAAUGUUUCUUUUCUAGAAACUGAAAUACGUAUGCAUAUUUGAUAUUGUAUUUAGUCUCUCAAGAUGGCAUCCCAGGUCUGAUGUUCAAUUAGGAAGUGCAGUUCUGUAAUCCUUAUUUAAUUAGAACUCCCUGUCAUAGUCCCUGUGAGUUGCAUUUGUAAUUGGAUUCUCACAAGCGAGAAUAUGCAGAGGCUACCUCAAAGGGGAGUUGCAAUUUGCUGAUGUGUGUUACUUACCUGUAGUUCUUCGAGAAUGUUUCCUCUGCAUAUUCACAUUAUGGGUCCUGUCCACCUUCUGUUUGUCCUUGGAUUUCUGCUGCCCAAAAGCUGCCGUGUUCAGUAAGAAUAACUUGUAGCACUGUACAACUCUCAAAUCUCAGAUGGCUUGGUGUCAUGAGAUGGCCCUUGUACAGUCCUAGUAGUCACUGCUCUUCUAGGAAGUUCCUGUAGGCCACCAGCACUGGAGAACCCAAACCCACUGGUGUGAAUAUGCAAGGACAGCACUCUCAAAGAGCAAGCCAAUGACAUGGAAUUUUGUGAGACUCCCCAUAUCCUGUGCUCUGGCUAUCAGACUGACCUCCAUGGUGUAGCUGAGCACAGUUACCCGCUGGAGGUGGGCUCGGAUGUGGACACUGAGACAGAAGGAGGAGCAUCCCCGGACCACGCCCUGAGGAUGUGGAUGAGGGGCAUCAAAUCGGAACACAGCUCCUGCUUGUCCAGCCGGGCAAACUCAGCACUGUCCCUCACUGACACUGACCAUGAGAGGAAGUCUGAUGGGGAGAAUGACAUGCCUGGUAGCCCUCACAACCAGUUCACCUUCAGACCGCUGCCGCCGCCGCCUCCCCCGCCGCACGCGUGCACGUGUGCCAGGAAGCCGCCUCCCUCGGCCGACUCGCUGCAGAGGAGAUCCAUGACCACCCGCAGCCAGCCCAGCCCUGCUGCCCCCACGCCCCCCACCAGCACACAGGAUUCGGUGCACCUUCAUAACAGCUGGGUCUUGAACAGCAACAUCCCACUGGAAACCAGGCAUUUCCUGUUUAAACACGGAUCUGGGUCUUCAGCUAUCUUCAGCGCAGCCAGUCAGAACUAUCCCUUAACAUCCAAUACUGUUUACUCUCCACCUCCUAGGCCUCUUCCUAGAAGUACCUUUUCCAGACCUGCCUUCACUUUUAACAAACCUUACAGGUGUUGCAACUGGAAGUGCACAGCUCUGAGUGCCACUGCUAUCACAGUGACCCUGGCACUGUUGCUCACCUAUGUCAUUGCAGUACACUUGUUUGGUUUAACCUGGCAACUACAGCCUGUGGAAGGGCAGCUCUAUGAAAAUGGAGUUAGCAAAGGAAAUAAAGGAACAGAAUCCAUGGAUACUACUUACUCACCAAUUGGAGGAAAAGCUUCAGAUAAAACGGAAAAAAAAGUGUUUCAGAAGGGCCGGGCCAUAGACACGGGAGAAGUAGAGAUUGGAGCACAAGUUAUGCAGACCAUCCCACCUGGUUUAUUCUGGCGCUUCCAAAUUACCAUACAUCACCCUGUGUACCUGAAAUUUAACAUUUCUCUGGCAAAGGAUUCUCUGCUGGGAAUUUAUGGCAGAAGAAACAUCCCACCUACUCACACUCAGUUUGAUUUUGUAAAACUGAUGGAUGGAAAACAGUUAAUUAAACAGGAACCAAAAAACUCAGAGGAGCCUCAGCAAGCUCCCAGGAACCUGAUCUUGACUUCACUGCAAGAGACAGGUUUCAUUGAGUACAUGGAUCAAGGAGCUUGGCAUAUGGCAUUCUACAAUGAUGGAAAGAAAGUAGAGCAAGUGUUUGUACUAACUACAGCUAUUGAAAUCCUGGAUGACUGCUCUACUAAUUGCAAUGGGAAUGGAGAAUGUAUCUCAGGCCACUGCCACUGCUUCCCAGGAUUCCUUGGUCCUGAUUGUGCAAAAGAUUCCUGUCCAGUGCUGUGCAGUGGAAAUGGAGAAUAUGAGAAAGGUCACUGUGUGUGUCGAAACGGCUGGAAAGGUCCAGAGUGUGAUGUUCCAGAAGAGCAGUGUAUUGAUCCAACCUGCUUCGGCCAUGGUACCUGCAUCAUGGGCGUGUGCAUCUGUGUCCCUGGAUACAAAGGAGAGAUUUGUGAGGAAGAGGACUGCCUGGAUCCCAUGUGCUCUGGCCACGGCGUGUGCGUGCAAGGGGAAUGUCACUGCUCCACGGGCUGGGGCGGGGUGAACUGUGAGACUGCGCUGCCCGUGUGCCAGGAGCAGUGCUCAGGCCAUGGCACCUUCCUCCUGGACACAGGACUCUGCAGCUGUGAGCCACAGUGGACAGGACCAGACUGCUCCACAGAGCUGUGUACCCUGGACUGUGGCAGCCACGGUGUCUGCUCCAGAGGGAUAUGCCAGUGUGAAGAGGGCUGGGUGGGACCCACCUGCGAAGAGCGGACCUGCCACUCCCACUGUGCUGAGCACGGGCAGUGCAAGGAUGGGAAGUGUGAGUGCAGCCCAGGAUGGGAAGGGGACCACUGCACCAUUGCUCACUACUUAGAUGCUGUUCAAGAUGGUUGCCCAGGUCUCUGUUAUGGAAAUGGGAGGUGCACUCUUGAUCAGAAUGGGUGGCACUGUGUUUGUCAAGUGGGCUGGAGUGGCUCGGGAUGUAACGUUGUCAUGGAAAUGGUGUGUGCAGAUAACCUGGACAAUGAUGGAGAUGGCUUGACAGACUGUGUAGACCCUGACUGUUGUCAGCAAAGCAAUUGUUACUCAAGUCCUCUCUGCCAGGGUUCACCUGAUCCCCUUGACCUUAUCCAGCACAGCCAACCACCCUUCUCUCAGCAUCCUCCAAGGCUCUUCUAUGAUCGAAUCAGAUUCCUUAUUGGGAAGGAAAGCACUCAUGUAAUCCCAGGAGAUGUCUCCUUUGAGAGCAGACGGGCGUGUGUCAUCCGAGGCCAGGUUGUAGCAAUCGAUGGAACACCUUUGGUUGGAGUGAACGUCAGUUUCCUGCACCACAAUGAGUAUGGAUACACCAUCAGUCGACAGGAUGGGAGUUUUGACCUUGUGGCUGUUGGAGGAAUCUCUGUCACUCUAGUUUUUGACAGAUCUCCUUUCAUAUCUGAAAAAAGAACACUUUGGUUGCCUUGGAAUAGAUUUAUCAUUGUAGACAAAGUUGUAAUGCAAAGAACAGAGUUGGACACACCAUCCUGUGACAUCAGUAGUUUUAUCAGUCCAAAUCCAAUUGUACUCCCUUCCCCCUUGACAGCAUUUGGAGGGUCCUGUCCUGAAAGAGGAACUGUUAUUCCAGAACUACAGGUGGUCCAAGAGGAAAUUGCAAUUCCUUCAAGUUUUGUGAAGCUCAGUUAUCUCAGUAGUCGGACACCGGGGUAUAAAACUUUGCUGCGCAUUAUUUUGACACACACAACCAUCCCUUCUGGAAUGGCCAAAGUCCAUCUGAUAGUCGCUGUUGAAGGUCGUCUGCUUCAGAAAUGGUUUCCUGCUGCAGCCAAUUUGGUGUACACGUUUGCCUGGAAUAAGACAGAUAUAUAUGGACAGAAGGUUUCUGGUCUGGCUGAGGCAAUGGUGUCGGUGGGAUAUGAAUAUGAAACAUGUCCUGAUUUUAUUCUGUGGGAGAAGAGAACAGUAAUCCUUCAAGGCUUUGAAAUGGAUGCUUCAAAUCUGGGUGGCUGGUCUAUAAACAAACACCAUGUAUUAAAUCCACAAAGUGGAAUUGUGCACAAAGGAAAUGGGGAAAACAUGUUUAUUUCCCAGCAGCCUCCAGUCAUCUCCACUGUGAUGGGCAAUGGACACCAGAGGAGUGUCUCCUGCUCCAGCUGCAAUGGGCUUGCCCUCAACAGCAAACUCUUUGCCCCAGUUGCACUUGCUUCUGGGCCUGAUGGAAGUAUCUAUAUUGGGGAUUUCAAUUAUGUCAGACGGAUCUUCCCCUCUGGAAAUUCCAUUGGUAUAUUAGAAUUAAGGAAUAGAGACACAAGACACAGUACAAGUCCUGCACAUAAAUAUUACUUGGCUGUUGAUCCAGUGUCAGAAUCCCUUUACUUAUCAGAUACCAACACCAGAAAAGUCUACAAAGCCAAGUCUCUCACUGAAACAAAGGAUCUGGCCAAAAAUGCAGACGUGGUGGCAGGAACAGGUGAUCAGUGCCUUCCUUUUGACCAGAGUCACUGUGGGGAUGGUGGAAAGGCAUCCGAGGCCUCUCUCAACAGCCCAAGAGGUAUCACUGUAGAUAAGCACGGAUUUAUUUACUUUGUUGAUGGUACGAUGAUACGGAAAAUUGAUGAGAAUGGUGUGAUCACAACAAUAAUAGGUUCAAAUGGCCUCACAUCAACCCAGCCAUUGAGCUGUGACUCUGGGAUGGACAUCACUCAGGUGCGGUUAGAGUGGCCAACAGACCUGACAGUGAACCCUCUGGACAAUUCACUGUAUGUCCUGGACAACAACAUAGUCCUGCAGAUCUCUGAGAGCAGGCGCGUGCGGAUCAUUGCGGGGCGCCCCAUUCACUGCCAGGUGCCCGGCAUCGACCACUUCCUGGUGAGCAAGGUGGCCAUCCAUUCCACCCUGGAGUCUGCCAGGGCCAUCGCCGUGUCCCACAGCGGCAUCCUCUACAUCGCAGAGACGGACGAAAGGAAAAUCAACCGGAUCCAGCAGGUCACAACCAAUGGGGAAAUUUCUGUCAUUGCUGGAGCCCCGUCAGAUUGUGACUGCAAGAUUGAUCCUAAUUGUGAUUGUUUUUCGGGUGAUGGUGGAUAUGCCAAAGAUGCAAAGCUGAAAGCACCUUCUUCCCUAGCAGUGUCUCCCGAUGACACGCUGUACGUGGCAGACCUGGGCAACGUGCGCAUCCGCGCCGUGAGCCGCAACAAGGCUCACCUCAGCGACUCCAACCUGUACGAGAUCGCCUCGCCCGCCGACCAGGAGCUCUACCAGUUCACCAUCAACGGCACCCACCUGCACACGCUCAACCUCAUCACCAGGGACUACAUCUACAACUUCUCCUACAGCGGGGACGGGGACGUGGGCACCAUCACCAGCAGCAACGGGAACUCGGUGCACAUCCGCAGGGACACGAGCGGGCUGCCCCUCUGGGUCGUGGUGCCGGGGGGCCAGGUCUACUGGCUCACCAUAAGCAGCAAUGGGGUUCUGAAAAGGGUCUAUGCCCAAGGCUACAACCUGGCCCUGAUGACAUAUCCUGGAAACACGGGGCUUUUAGCAACCAAGAGUGAUGAAAACGGAUGGACAACUGUGUAUGAAUAUGAUUCUGAUGGCCACCUGACCAAUGCAACCUUCCCAACAGGGGAAGUCAGCAGCUUCCACAGCGAUGUUGAAAAACUGACACGAGUGGAACUUGAUACUUCAAACAGGGAGAAUGUGAUCACAGCCACAAACUUCUCAGCUACCUCUACAAUAUAUACUUUAAAACAAGAUAACACACAGAACAUCUACCGGAUCAGCCCAGAUGGGUCUCUGAGAGUCACCUUUGCCAGCGGAAUGGAAAUCACGCUUAACACGGAGCCUCACAUUCUAGCAGGGGUUGUCAGCCCCACACUAGGGAAGUGCAAUAUCUCCCUUCCUGGAGAGCAUAACUCAAAUCUCAUUGAAUGGAGGCAAAGGAGGGAGCAGACCAAAGGCAAUAUCUCUACAUUUGAGAGAAGGCUAAGGACCCACAACAGAAACCUGCUCUCCAUUGACUUUGACCACGUAACCAGAACAGGGAAGAUUUAUGAUGAUCAUCGGAAAUUCACUCUUCGAAUCAUGUAUGACCAGACAGGACGCCCCAUUUUAUGGUCCCCCAUCAGCAAGUACAAUGAGGUCAAUAUCACUUAUUCACACUCCGGAUUGGUCACCUAUAUCCAAAGAGGAACCUGGACUGAGAAAAUGGAGUAUGAUGCAAGUGGGAACAUCGUCUCCAGAACGUGGGCAGAUGGUAAAAUAUGGAGUUACACAUAUCUAGAAAAGUCCGUGAUGCUCCUGCUGCACAGCCAGCGCCGCUACAUCUUCGAGUACGACCAGUCGGAGUCGCUGCAGUCGGUGACGAUGCCCAGCAUGGUGCGCCACACCCUGCAGACCAUGCUGUCCGUGGGCUACUACCGCAACAUCUACACCCCUCCGGACAGCGGCGCCGCCUUCAUCCAGGACCUCGCCAGGGACGGGCGGCUGCUGCAGACCUUGUACCCCGGCACGGGCCGCAGGGUCCUGUACAAAUACACCAAACAGUCCCGGCUCUCCGAGAUCCUCUACGACACUACGCAAGUCACGUUCACCUACGAGGAAUCUUCUGGGGUUAUUAAAACAAUACAUUUAAUGCACGAUGGGUUCAUCUGUACCAUCAGAUACAGGCAAACAGGUCCACUUAUUGGUCGCCAAAUCUUCAGGUUUAGUGAAGAAGGGCUUGUAAAUGCCAGAUUUGACUACAGCUAUAACAACUUCCGUGUCACAAGCAUGCAGGCCAUGAUCAACGAGACACCCCUUCCCAUAGAUCUGUACCGUUACGUCGAUGUUUCUGGCAGAACUGAACAAUUUGGAAAAUUUAGUGUCAUUAAUUACGACUUAAACCAAGUGAUAACCACCACUGUGAUGAAGCAUACCAAAAUCUUCAGUGCCAAUGGUCAGGUGAUAGAAGUACAGUAUGAAAUUCUCAAGUCCAUUGCUUACUGGAUGACCAUCCAGUAUGAUAACAUGGGUCGCAUGGUGAUCUGUGACAUACGUGUGGGUGUAGAUGCCAAUAUAACGAGGUAUUUUUAUGAAUAUGAUGCUGACGGUCAGCUCCAGACUGUGUCUGUGAAUGAUAAAACCCAGUGGCGCUACAGCUACGACCUUAAUGGCAACAUCAACUUGCUGAGCCACGGGAACAGCGCGCGCCUCACUCCUCUGAGAUACGACCUGAGAGAUCGCAUUACCAGGCUUGGGGAAAUCCAAUAUAAAAUGGACGAAGAUGGUUUUCUCAGGCAAAGAGGCAAUGAGAUCUUUGAGUACAACUCUAAUGGUUUGCUGAACAAAGCGUAUAACAAAGUGUCUGGCUGGACUGUGCAAUACUCUUAUGAUGGUCUUGGAAGACGAGUUGCAAGCAAAUCAAGCCUAGGACAACACUUACAGUUCUUUUAUGCUGAUCUCUCCAACCCAAUAAGAGUUACUCACUUGUACAAUCACACUAGCUCAGAAAUAACAUCCCUAUAUUAUGAUCUGCAAGGUCAUCUCAUUGCAAUGGAAUUAAGCAGUGGAGAAGAAUAUUAUGUUGCUUGUGAUAACACUGGGACACCUCUAGCUGUGUUUAGCAGUCGAGGCCAAGUCAUAAAAGAAAUUUUGUACACCCCUUAUGGAGAGAUUUACCAGGACACUAAUCCAGAUUUUGAGGUUAUCAUUGGUUUUCAUGGAGGACUCUAUGAUCCUCUUACUAAAUUAGUUCACCUGGGGCAGCGGGACUAUGACGUCAUUGCUGGUCGGUGGACGACACCAAAUCACCGUAUAUGGAAGCACCUGAAUGCUGUCCCACAACCAUUUAAUCUCUACUCGUUUGAAAACAAUUACCCGGUUGGCAAAAUCCAAGACGUUGCUAAGUAUACAACAGACAUUGGAAGUUGGCUAGAGCUAUUUGGUUUCCAGUUGCACAACGUGCUGCCUGGAUUCCCAAAACCAGAGAUAGAAGCUUUGGGGACAACAUACGAACUUCUACAGCUUCAAACAAAAACCCAGGAGUGGGAUCCUGGAAAGACUAUCCUUGGUAUUCAAUGUGAGCUACAAAAGCAACUCAGAAACUUUAUAUCCUUGGACCAACUUCCCAUGACACCCAGGUAUAGUGAUGGCAAGUGUUCUGAAGGAGUGAAGCAACUGAGAUUUGCAGCUGUUCCUUCAGUGUUUGGAAAAGGCAUCAAAUUUGCUAUAAAGGAUGGUAUAGUGACAGCUGACAUUAUUGGGGUGGCUAACGAGGACAGCCGGCGCAUUGCUGCCAUCCUCAACAACGCUCAUUAUCUGGAGAAUCUGCAUUUCACCAUUGAGGGCCGGGACACCCAUUACUUCAUCAAGCUGGGCUCUUUGGAAGAAGAUUUGGCCCUGAUUGGCAGCACUGGAGGGCGGCGCAUCCUGGAGAACGGCGUCAACGUGACAGUGUCGCAGAUGACGUCGGUGAUCAAUGGCAGGACUAGACGUUUUGCCGACAUCCAGCUCCAGCACGGCGCGCUCUGCUUCAAUGUGCGCUACGGAACCACAGUGGAAGAGGAGAAGAACCAUGUCCUGGAGAUAGCCAGGCAGCGAGCCGUGGCUCAGGCCUGGACUAAGGAGCAGAGGCGGCUGCAAGAGGGGGAAGAAGGAAUUCGGGCAUGGACAGAUGGAGAGAAACAGCAGCUUUUAAGCACUGGGCGGGUACAAGGCUACGAUGGAUAUUUUGUUUUAUCUGUGGAGCAGUAUCUCGAACUUUCUGACAGUGCCAAUAAUAUUCACUUUAUGAGACAGAGUGAAAUAGGCAGAAGGUAACAAAGAAAAUCUCUGCCUUUGCGUCACCAAAGACUGCCUGUUUUUAAACGUAAAAUGGUUUAUUGUAUUGGUUUUUCUAGAUCAGAACUCUGUAUAUAUAAAUAUAGAGGAAAAAACAUAUCCAACUGCCUUUAAAUGUGACAGAAGAUGGUAUUUUAAUAUCGUUUGUUUAACUCUUUGAGAGAUGACAGUGACAAUUUUUAGUUCUUGUGUGGCAGUAUUCAAAAAUUUCAGAAGCAGAGUCCUGCGAGCCGAGCGGCGCGACCUGCGCGCGAGGUGCCCAGGGUGACACCGCACAGCCCUGCGGGGUAGGGGCGAGCGCCACGUGCUCUGCCUUCUCCUAAAGAAACACAAGUUUUUUGUUGUUGUUGAUUUAAUAAUUCACCAGUUAUUUAAAUGGUUACAGAGCCUGAUUCUGCAACCCUUAUUUACUGGGUGUCUUUUAUCCCAGUGAGAUCUCCCAUAAGUUCAAGGGAUUGCAUACUGAAACCAGACUGUGUAUGGAAACUUCACAGCUGCUCACCAACCCCACACAUGUUCCUCACAGUUAAAAGCAAAGGGAUUUUCUAACCUGGGAAAUCUGACUUGGGUUGGAUUCAGUACGUACAAGGAUGUUCCUAUGGCCUUUGCUCAGCCGCAGCCACCCCUCAGCUGCUCCAUGCUGAACGUCACAUGGUGUCCACCCGUGCUGUCAGGCCUCUCUCCCAGAGUUUGGCUCUGCACUGGGACAUACUAGGGUCUGGCAGCGCACACAGAGCUGCCAGUCUGCCUGCUGGCACUGUGCUGGCCAGGCUUCAGCCAGAGAUGGGGCGGCUAAAGCGGGCUUAGUGGGCACUGUAGUCUUCAGGAGGCUCUCCACUGGCAUGUGUGCUCCAAGCUGGGCUUUAACCCAGUGCUUUGGGGACACCCCAGCUGGGAGCCCUCACAGAGCAGUGUCAGGCUGUGCAUUAUCAGUCCUGUCCAUAGUCACUGGGCCAGGACUUGUCUUCACACAGAUGAUUUGGAAGGUGCAGUGUUGUUGGGUUUAGACAUCACAUUCUUUUCAUCUCAGAUUAAUAAUCCUGGUGUAGUACUCAUUUUUUCGAGUCUCAAGAAGAUUGGUGGGUUGGGAGUUGAUGAACCUAAGUGUCGAUAUUAAAUAUGUUGAUAAACAUAGAACAUUUCGGGGAUGACUCUUCACUUUUCAGCUCAAUAUCUAGAGCACACAGAAAAGCAUUAUAUUGCAUGGACAGAAAUUUUUAUUUUCCAAGGUAACAUGCACUACUGGCACAGUUACUUCAUAGCAGAGUAGGUGAUCCUUCCUCCAGCUUGUCAUUUUUAAAAGACCUGAUUUUCAGGAGGUGGGCCAGGCACACAGGGAGGUGGGGACAGGCAAGCAGUUUUCCAGAGGGAUCUAGAAGUCUUGUUAUAGAGCCUGUGUAUCGGUAAGAGUGAUGUUAUUGCACAUUUCUUUCAGAACAAACGUAGUAAAUAUAUUGAAACAAUUUCUGCUCAUAUUUACAGAAGCCAACAAAGUGCAUUCUUUAUCUUUCUUUUUUUCCCCCCAGUUUUCUUUUUUCCUUUGUUUUUGGGCAAGUGGAGCAGACUGUACCCAAGUUAGAGAUGAGCCUGAAUUGGCACCUAAGAUCUGAGCCCCUCCCUGGGGUUUGAGCUCAGGUCUCAGCCUCAGCCCAUUACAGUCUCUUCCCAGAUUCCUUUUGCUCCCCUGGGAGCCAGCGCAGCUUUGGGGGUGCAGGAUCAGGCUGAGUGGGAGCCUGGACCCUGAAAUCCUCCUCUGUCCCCAGACAGGGGGACCUGUGGACCAAAAUCUGCACAUACACAUUGUGAUCAGGCUCAUCAUUAACUAACGUACAGAACAGGGAGCUGGCAACAUCCAGGUUUGACAGCUCACAUUUCUGUAAUUUUCCAUAAAAUCAUGGAGAAUUUGAAUACCUCCACACCAGCCUAAAAAUGGACCUUCAAAUCCUUGAGCCUCUAAUACACUUUUAAUCAAUGGAAGAAUAAUUUAUGAAUUGUAUAUAGAGAGUGCAUUCAUAAAUGUGAUGAUGUAUUUUAUCACUGAUCCAAGAUGUCAAUAUUAGAGUCUAUUUUACUUAUAUUUUAAGCAAUUAUACUUUUUUGCAAUUCACUAAUGAGGAUCAUUUUCAAACUGCUUUAAAUAUCCAUUAUAAACAAAUAUUUGGAGCUAUUAGAGUUACCUUGAACAGUGCAUUUCUAGUAUGUAAUACAUAUUUAGUUAGCUUGUGCCUUUAGUUUCUUAAAGUUAUAUUUGUAUUAUAUGCAGGAAAUGCACUUUGUAUUACCUACAGCUGUGGUUUUUAAUACUGCCUUGAUUACUGUUGUUCUCAUGUUAUGCCAAAAGGUCAAAGAGUUAAAUGUGUUAAAAGUUUGUCUUUGAAAGUAGAUUUGGCAUUUUCCCAUUUCCUGGGUGCAGUCUAAGGUGCAUUUUGAACAAUAUUUCUUAUGAGAAUACAGUUUCAUUAAGAGUCACAUGACAUUACAUGGCCCAGUUACAAAAGCAAAAAAAUGCCUUCGUCAUAACAGUUUCUUAAAUUUAGGAAACUAAAUAUAAAUGUUGUGUUGAGAUGACAGUGCUCAAGAAACAAGUUAUUGCUGAAAGAGCAAGCAUGGGAGAUUGAAGUCAUAUCACAGCUCCACAUGGGCCAGCCAGCAGUGAUUUGUGAGAACUACAUGAACAAAUAGCUUUGGACCAUCAUGUUCAUCAACAACCUCAGAUGGAGGCAGGGAAUAUUUCAGUCUCCAUUUUUUUCCUGAGUAGUUAGAGCAAUUUCUCAGUGGGUUUGGAAUUUUUUAAUAUAGUUCUGGAAUUUUUUUAUAUAGUUCUCCUUUUUCUUUUUCUUUUUUUUUUAAUUUUGUAUUUUGCACUAUAACUUAGAGACCCAAUUGAGAAAAAAUAAAAACAAUAGCAUGGAAAUUUUCACUGUUAUUUAGAUCAGAUAAUUUGAUGCUAGCAUUCUGCACUGAAAACAAGGCUCUGAAAGAGGGAAAAAUAAAAUAAAAUAAUUAAAAUAAAGUAUAAAAUAAAUAAAAAUAAAAAUAAAUAAAAUCCACUAUUGCACACUAUCCUGUAGCAAAGUAUCUAUCAUAAGAAAUACAUGCUAUAUUUUUUAUGACCGCCAAACAAAUAGUGUGUACAAGUAACAUUUCCUUUGCUUUCAUAUUUAUUUAGUAAAUCUAGAACAUUUCAAAGUUAUAAAUAUAUAUAUAUAUAGAUAUCUAUGUAGAACAUAGCCAAAUAAAUAUAUAUGAACUGGUCAAUGUGCAAGUGGGUAUACACACCUUGGCUCUUUGGUUUGAGCUCUCUGGCAUCCCUCAGCUGGGCACUGGGCAGAGGUGGCCACGUGCCCUGGCUGUGCUCUGGGGUCCCACCCUGCACCCCCUGCCCACAGAGCCCCCCAGGGCUGGGCCAGGGGCAGCAGCUCCUCCAAGGUGAGCGAUGGGCGCUGUUGGAAGCCAAGGUGCUGUUCCAAAAGGGAAAGUGGUUUAGGCAGAGGAGCUCGUGGUUCGGCUGAGCCAAGGAGACAGGCAGUUCCCGGGGGUGUCCGUGUGUCCGGGGCGUUCGCCGGGUGCGGCUGAUCCGGCACGGUGACACCCGGGUGACACGUGGCUCAGGCUGCACCAAUAACCCCAGGGGUUUUCCCAUCAAAUGCUGGCUGCUAUUUAAACCUCUCCUUGAUACAAAACAUUACCAGGUUGAAAGCACCCUGACUGCCAGAGGAAUCACUUCCAGGCAGAAACUGGGAAUGGUGGAGUUGGACUCGCUGUGGAUUUGUCUGGGCAUUUGUCACCUGCCAUUAUUUGUCUAAGGAAACGUGUUUGACAAUUUCCAGUUUUUCCUUAGAUCUCGUGGUGGACUUUAGCCUUUUAAUAAAUGUUAGUAUAUCAGAUUGUGUCCUUGACAGUAUUUUACUUGUAUGAACCAUGAUAAAACAUUAAAAUCUUCAUAUUCUUCUGACAGAAGUGUCAAUAAACAAGAACGAGAAGCAUAGCAUACAAUAUAUGUCAAAGUAAUGUUACUUUUUAGCUUUCUCAUCAACAGUAAAAAAUGUUUACAAUGUAUGCCAAGAUCUUCACUUUCUGUCUAACACCAGUUAGAGGUUCUGAUCUUACAGAAAUUGUGUUAUAAUGGCCUCAGCCUCGUUGCUAGGAAACAAUAGAUCCCAAUUUUUUUAUUCCUGCUCUAACUCCUGUGCUGAAUAGUGACUGGAUACUGUACAGGUUUAUGUUAUAUGGCUGCAGUUAAAUGGUCUGAUGCAUUUUGCUCUGGGUUUCAGACCAGAAGCAUGCAUUUUCUACAAGAACAUCCCAGCAACACACUGUAAAUAUUGAAAGUUAAUAUAUUAUGUGUCGAUAUUUGAAAAAGAAAGUACUUUGACUAUUUCAUUUUUAAAAAAUAAAGGUGCAAACUUAUGGCAUGUGAUGUUGUCUUUGUUUACAUGAGUUUACAUCAGUAUUUGAGAUAUUCUGGUCAUGUCAGUAAAAGGUACUUCCUUAGAGCUAAAUGAGGAUGUCAGCCAAUAUUGAUUGACUCAAAAGUUGGGGGCAGGAUGUUGCUUAGCAAGAUUUAAUUUUAAUUCUGAUUCACCAAAGUUCAUGCUUAUAACUCUGCAGGUUUCACUGCAGGUGAAAUCCCAGCCAGUUUCUGUGUAAAGGUUAUUAUAUUUCAUCAAAGCAAAUGUGAGAGAGAAAAAAUAUUCUGUUAAAUGCCUUUGCACUCUUGAUAACAGUGUGAGUGAAGUCAAUGUUGCUGGCAGUGUGAGUAGCAAAGUUUAAGUAUCUGCAUGUUCUUUAGAGCUGCCUCAAAUAGAUGAUGAUGAAUGAGUCGGUGUUACCAAAAGUAUGUGCCCAGGAAAAUAAAACAUUAAAAGCCCAGUACAUGCAGCAGAGAGAAGGAGCGCAUGAAUGGAGGGGCACAAGGAAUGCAUAAGGCUAAAGGAAAGAUUGCAUGGUGAAAAACCAUGGAACAGCUGAGCUGGGUAAGAACCAAGCAGGAGGGCUGAGGCUGUGCUGGGUGGAUGAGAAGGAAGUGACUCCAAAGGGGUGGGUGCUCCAGUAAAAAAGGGAAGAAAACCAGCCUGGGAUAUUGUAUUGAUUGAGUGCUGCAGGAGGGCUGUCACAGCCAUAGGCAGGGAUAGGGGAGGGCUUAGUGGAGGCAAAGCCAGCGCUGAGGGAGCCUCAGCUGCUGCUGAGGAGCAGCAUUGCCUCUGCUGGGGACAGGGCCAGAGCAGGGGCAACAUGGUGAGCUACAAAGCCACCUGCAGAGCUGGGGCUGUGGCAGUGAGGGCACAGGGGUGGGAGGACUGGCAGGGGAACAGGGCACAGCGAGGGGCUGUGCCCAGUGGGGCUGCAGCCUGAAGGAGGUGGUGGGAGGGAAGCAGCAGGCAAUACUGACGUCAUGUGGGAAGUCAUACCAGCAAAAUGCAGCUGCUGCUCUCUAAAAGGAUCUGUAGCUCUUGACACCUAAGUCAUUGUAGGAAAUCAAUAUAAUUUCCAAAUUUCUGUUCCCAUAACCAAGCAUCUACUUCUUGUAUCUCAGGCACCACCACCUUCUCUCUGUUUCCACCUUGUUUAAGCCUACAGCAAUUCCAGACCCUUGGGUACCCAAAAGAAACAAUACAAGCCUCUGUCUUAAUAAUUCACACCAGAAACUGAAACUACAUUCUCAGCUUUAAACAGAAAUGGCAUCUUCUGGCCUAUUUUAUGUAUUUUUCAGAAGAACAAUGCACUUCUGGAGUCAACCACAGUCAAACCAGUUAUCCUCAGCUCACUGCACUGCAAAGUGGGUGAGCAGCUGCUGCUUGUGUGCUGCAGGUUUUCCACAUGCAGCCUCAGCCCCAAGUCAGUAGAGGACAGUUCAAUAGGAAACAGCCCCUGGGCGAAGUUCUUCCCACUGCAUGCAUCCCUACCACUGUGCAAUCAUCUGCCAGGGAUGAUUUCCAGGCACAUCUGUUCCUGCUCCCAGGAGAGGCCAGGUGAAUGAGGGGUUUAGAUCCAGCACUUGGAAAGCAGAAGAGCUCCUUGGGAAGGCUGGGGCUGCACACACACACUGCCAGCACCCAGCAGCUCAGCAGGCUUUGGGGAAGCGUGGUUUGCAAAGCUGGAGAGGAACUGCCAGGGACCAGAUGCCACAGGCUCACAGCAGGCUGGGAAACCUUUAAGGCAGGGAGGAGAAGGGAAAGCUUCAAUGGGCACAAGUGACAGCAAACCAGCCAGUGCAUUUGCUGAGUUAUGUAACAAUAAAAAAACAGCCUUUAAAUAUUUUACUAAAGAGACAAUCAUGCUGGAUCUGCCACUGUAUGGCACUGUAUUAAGGUAAGAAUAACUUCAACCAACAGGCACACACACAAAAAAGGCACAGAGCAACACAUGUAUAUGCAGUGUAAAAUAUGAUGAGACAGUUCACUGUAGAUGAAAUUUGGCCUUGAAUUAGACAGAAACUGAGUAAUGAACUAAAAAUGCCUCAACCACAACUUUGCAACGUUGUUGCCCACUAGUCCCUGUUGAGACGGAGCUGUUCACUUAUUGCACUUAUUCCUAUUGCUGGUUUACAAGAAACUGAGCUUCACAGAAAAUCUUUUGUUGUUUGCACUGUCUCACUCACACAGUCAGAGGGGGUAAAAAGGUAAACCUUUCAGCUUUAUCAAAUGUUACCUGGAGCAUCCACCUUGCUGAAUCAUGGACUUGCAGCCCACUUAGUUCUGUCAUUGUUCACAUCCAACUUGCCUUUAGUGAGGUGAAAACAAGGCAGGUGUGGGGCCUCUUGCUGUGCCACCAAGCUGCAGGUGGCAGUGUCAGGUGAAAUUCAGUCAGUUAUGUUCUCCCUGAGUCUGUAGCCUAGCAUUUCUGGAAAAAAAACUCUUUCUCUCUUAGGAAAUAUUUUUAGCCUUCCAAGAUCUGCAGAAGAGACAAGUAUAGGCAUAAAACAUAACCAGAGCAACCCAAAGGUGCCUGUACAAUAUUUAAGGCUUGUUUUUCUGUAAUUACAUAUAUUUUUGUAGACCAUUUGUAAUCGCUGUUAGUCUUCUGCUUUGGAAGGGAGCAUGUGAGACUUGCAUUCUUUUGGUAGUCAGGAGCAUUUAUGUUUGUUGAAGCAUGGCCACUGGUGGCACAAACCAGCCAUCUGGAUCCCCCUGCAUCCCCCCUGCACACAAACAAGGCUGGGCCCUAGCUGGAGUCCCUCUCAAAGCCCACAGGAACUCACACAAAUCUACCUGGCAAAAACCCACAUAGAGGUAGUCUGGACUGUGGACGGCAGUGCAACACAGCCCUAUCUCCUCAAACACAGCCCUGUCUCCUCAAAAAGAGGGCCAUAGGACACCCAGUCUGUUCAAAAGUGUUUCCUACUGUCUAGCAGUCCAUUCGCAUAGUGC